AUGAUACUUAAGUGCCUCACCAUGGCACCCCGCCCAGGUAGCUUACAUCUCGGCCUACCUGCCGGAGAUUCCAUACUACGUUCCUGCCGUGCUAGGAUACUGUCGGUGUAUCCUCCGGUGGCAGGUUGGUACAGGAGGGUAUCCUCUGGUGGCAAGGUGGUACAGGAGGGUACCCUCCGGUGGCAAGGUGGUACAGGAGGGUAUCCUCCGAUGGCAGGGUGGUACAGGAGGGUACCCUCCGGUGGCAAGGUGAUACAGGAGGGUACCCUCCGGUGGCAAGGUGGUACAGGAGGGUACCCUCCGGUGGCAGGGUGGUACUGGAGGGUACCCUCCGGUGGCAGGGUGGUACAGGAGGGUACCCUCCAGUGGCAAGGUGGUACUGGAGGGUACCCUCCGGUGGCAGGGUGGUACAGGAGGGUACCCUCCGGUGGCAAGGUGGUACAGGAGGGUACCCUCCGAUGGCAGGGUGGUACAGGAGGGUACCCUCCGGUGGCAAGGUGGUACAGGAGGGUACUCUCCGGUGGCAGGGUGGUACAGGAGGGUACCCUCCGGAGGCAAGGUGGUACAUGUACAGGAGGAUACUCUCCGGUGGCAGAGUGGUACAAGAGGGUACUCUCUGGUGGCAGGGUGGUACAGGAGGGGUAUGCCCGGAAGCAGAAGCCCGGUACAGGAGGGUACUCUCCGGUGGCAGGGUGGUACAGGAGGGUACUCUCCGGUGGCAGGGUGGUACAGGAGGGUACUCUCGGGUGGCAAGGUGGUACAGGAGGGUAUCCUCCAGUGGCAAGGUGGUACAGGAGGGUACUCUCCAGUGGCAAGGUGGUACAGGAGGGUACCCUCCGGUGGCAGGGUGGUACAGGAGGGUAUCCUCCGGUGGCAGGGUGGUACAGGAGGGUACUCUCCAGUGGCAAGGUGGUACAGGAGGGUACUCUCCGGUGGCAAGGUGGUACAGGAGGGUACCCUCCGGUGGCAGGGUGGUACAGGAGGGUAUCCUCCGGUGGCAGGAUGGUACAGGAGGGUACCCUCCGGUGGCAGGGUGGUACAGGAGGGUACCCUCCAGUGGCAAGGUGGUACAGGAGGGUACCCUCCGGUGGCAGGGUGGUACAGGAGGGUAUCCUUCGGUGGCAGGGUGGUACAGGAGGGUACCCUCCAGUGGCAGGGUGGUACAGGAGGGUAUCCUCCGGUGGCAGGGUGGUACAGGAGGGUACCCUCCGGUGGCAAGGUGGUACAGGAGGGUACCCUCCGGUGGCAAGGUGGUACAGGAGGGUACCCUCCAGUGGCAGGGUGGUACAGGAGGGUAUCCUCCGGUGGCAGGGUGGUACAGGAGGGUACCCUCCGGUGGCAAGGUGGUACAGGAGGGUACCCUCCGGUGGCAAGGUGGUACAGGAGGGUACCCUCCGGUGGCAAGGUGGUACAGGAGGGUAUCCUCCGGUGGCAGGGUGGUACAGGAGGGUACCCUCCGGUGGCAAGGUGGUUCAGGAGUAG
This is a messenger RNA of Volvox carteri f. nagariensis, 1482 nucleotides long. RefSeq lists its product as uncharacterized. Lineage: Eukaryota; Viridiplantae; Chlorophyta; Chlorophyceae; Chlamydomonadales; Volvocaceae. The coding region runs from base 1 to 1482 and encodes 493 amino acids. The record is from RefSeq and is a predicted model, not a curated record. The transcript is spliced from 2 exons.